GCAAUUGCCCAAACAACCACCCACCAUAGCCCCAUGAGUCGUCGCUUCCAAUCACUACCGGCCGCUGCCGUACAACCUCACCCAUGAAGUCUAUUUUCAAUCGCUUCAGCCGCUUUCAGCCCACGACGUUCAAAGUCAGCUACUCUCCUGAGUACAGGACGUACCUCCAGCACCAUGCCGCGAGCGACUGGCUGCACCCGCUGCACAUCCUGCGCAGGCGCGAGCUGGCAGAGCGCAAGAGAGAAGCUCUCUGGUGGCAUGUCACUUCCGGCAUCGACCUCUCCAGGUCCUCAGUAGUGCGCUCAUGGUGCAGGAGGCGCUUGCGCGGUGCCUUCACCGAAGGCUUGAAAGAACGGGGCUUUGACGAGUUCGGCAGGCUGCUCAACGUCGCCAAGUUGCGCGAGCAGAAGGGUUUUAAGAGCCUGUCGGAACGGAAUGCGGAUUUGAGCCUGGACGGAAGUGUGCGACUGCAUAUCACACCGGCGUUGGUGACAGCCAAGUACGCGGAUGUGCGGAAAGAAACGGGUGGCAUAAUCGAUAUCCUGGUUGAAGCGCUUAGAGAUAACUUGCAAGCGUCACACCUUUCUAACCCGCGACCGCAGCCGCGUUCACAGCCAAAGACCCUUCCGCAGUCCAAGGCUCCUUCGCGACCGAGAGAAACAGCAUCACAGGUACUACCGAGCAACCAGUCGCAGGAAGGACAAUUGUCACAACUCAACCUACCCUCGCACACAAAGGCGCAGUCUCCGGUUAUUCGAUACCGGUCAACUCCUUCGAACUCCCAUCCACCCAAAAUUUCUACGAAACGCAAGACACAACAACCGCCCGACAACGCCAAGCCUCAACGGCACAGCCGGGACACGCAAUGAACCCCUGAUACAUCGUAGAUGCUUCGCAAGACCAUACGAGAAGAGUCUGAGACAACGCGUGACUUGGAGCACACCUGAAUGUGACAUAGCAUCUCUUGUCGAAUGGCAACGUAACAAUUGCCAGGACAAAUGAUUGUACAAGUGGCUUGCCCUGGAUGAUCGACAGAUGACCGAUACGUCGUAGCUACCCCAACGUACACGACAUGCUCCAGUAGGCGCUUGUAGCAUUGAGAAAGAACUCAUGAUCACUAUACUACGAGCUGCUCUGGUUACACUUCAAACCGCAUACAACGAACGAUAGAUCUCAACUCUGAAGCAGUACAUGACAAACAGGUAGAAUUAGAGUCCAUG
Paraphaeosphaeria sporulosa is the source of this 1220-nucleotide messenger RNA. RefSeq lists its product as uncharacterized. The coding region runs from base 84 to 869 and encodes 261 amino acids. The record is from RefSeq and is a predicted model, not a curated record. NCBI's taxonomy places the organism in Eukaryota, Fungi, Ascomycota, Dothideomycetes, Pleosporales, Didymosphaeriaceae. The transcript has a single exon.